CUGGAAAUCUGUGGAUUCGAUAAUUUCUACCUGCGGCUCUGAGAUCUCCGGAAUCUGCUGGUGGUAUCUAUAAUCUCUCAGCUCAGGCCUCCCAAGAACCUUGGAGCCAGCAAUCCAUUGGAUCUUUUGCAACAGGAGGAGGCGAACGCUUGCGCCCGAGAUGGCAGCCACCCUGCUCAUGGCUGGGUCCCAGGCACCUGUGACAUUUGAAGAUAUGGCCAUGUACCUCACAAGGGAAGAAUGGAGACCUCUGGAUCCUACACAAAGGGACCUUUACAGGGACGUCAUGCAGGAGAAUUAUGGAAAUGUUGUCUCAUUGGAUUUUGAGAUCAGGAGUGAGAAUGAAGUGAACCCAAAGCAGGAGAUUCGUGAAGAUGUAGAGUUUGGGACCACGUCCGAAGGGCCUGUUGGGGAUGCUGAGAAAAACCCCGAAAGCGAAGAGACCUUCGAAAGUGGGGACAGGUCAGGAAGACAGUGGGGAGAUUUGACAGCAGAAGAGUGGGUAAGCUAUCCUCUCCAACAAGUCACCGAUCUUCUGGUCCACAAAGAAGUCCACACAGGCAUCCAGUAUCACAUAUGUUCUCAUUGCGGAAAGGCGUUCGGUCAGAUUUCAGACCUUAAUCGACAUCAGAAAACCCACACGGGAGACAGACCCUAUAAGUGUUACGAAUGUGGGAAGGGCUUCAGUCGUAGUUCCCACCUCAUUCAGCAUCAGAGAACACACACUGGGGAGCGGCCCUAUGACUGCAAUGAAUGUGGGAAAAGUUUUGGAAGGAGCUCUCAUCUCAUUCAGCAUCAGACAAUCCACACUGGUGAGAAGCCUCACAAAUGCAAUGAGUGUGGGAAAAGUUUCUGCCGACUCUCUCACCUCAUCCAGCACCAGAGGACCCACAGUGGGGAGAAACCAUACGAAUGUGAGGAAUGUGGGAAAAGCUUCAGCCGGAGCUCCCACCUGGCCCAGCACCAGAGGACACACACCGGAGAGAAGCCCUACGAGUGUAAUGAGUGUGGACGAGGCUUCAGUGAGAGGUCUGAUCUCAUCAAACACUACCGUGUGCACACAGGGGAAAGGCCCUACAAGUGUGAUGAGUGUGGGAAGAAUUUCAGUCAGAACUCCGACCUCGUGCGGCACCGCAGGGCCCACACAGGGGAAAAGCCAUACCACUGUAACGAAUGUGGGGAAAACUUCAGCCGCAUCUCACACUUGGUUCAGCACCAGAGGACACACACGGGAGAGAAGCCAUACGAAUGCACGGCUUGCGGGAAAAGCUUCAGCCGGAGUUCUCAUCUCAUCACACACCAGAAAAUUCACACUGGUGAGAAGCCCUAUGAGUGUAACGAGUGUUGGCGAAGCUUUGGGGAAAGGUCAGAUCUCAUUAAGCACCAGAGAACCCACACAGGAGAGAAACCAUAUGAGUGUGUGCAGUGUGGGAAAGGGUUUACACAGAGUUCCAACCUCAUCACACAUCAGAGAGUUCACACAGGGGAGAAGCCUUAUGAGUGUACUGAGUGUGAUAAGAGCUUCAGCCGGAGCUCAGCUCUUAUUAAACACAAGCGAGUCCAUACUGACUGAGCCCUAUAAUCAUGAGUAAGAAGCAAUUUGUUUGAUGGUACCAUUGUAUUUGAUAUCAGUGAGCUUCCUUAAGAAAGCUUUUACUUGCCUGACUUUCCUUGUUGUGGGCCACAAUUUAAAACAGGACUGAAGACAACCUCUUUGAAAUUCUGACCCACAGUUUUGGGGACAUUGUCCCUUCCUACAAAAUAGUGAUUUUUAGUCACUGAUUUCUUGAUGGCUUACUUCAAAAUCAGCCCCCACCUCCAAGGAACUUGACACCUAAGGACCAGAGGACAAAUGCUUGUGGACGCUUAGGCCUAGAGAUGGAGUAAAUCUUUAAAAAGUUUUUUUUUUCUCCUCCCAUCUUUGCCCCCCCUCCAAAAAAAAAAGACUCUGCAAGGGGAAACGUGAGACUGAAAUUGGGUAUCGCAGCUGCUUUGACAGAAGACAAGCAGACUUGCCUUGCAUUGCCGCUCCUGUUGGCACUGCAGCAGCUGGGCACACUUCCCUUCCAAAGGGCUUUCUCCUGGAGUAGCUCACAUUUGUACCCUCCCAUCUUCUUGCACAGAUUCCUGUCAUUGAAGGCAGCAACCACAUCGUUUCUCCUUGUUUCUAACUUAGGAAAGCUUGCAUGUUUUUGAAAGCUAACAGAAGAUACAAUAUGAAAGAACAAAGGAGAUGCAGGCUUGGGGACUUGAGCAAGAGAGAUACGCAUCCACACUGCUACAUAUCAGGUUCAUGUAUUUUCUUUGAAACUCACUUUAAGGAUCAUGGUAUGGAGAUUAUCUUUAGGAAAAGAUAGGACCAUUAAGUGGUGAUGGAACGAAAUAGGAAGUAGAGCUGACACUUUCAGGGAAGGGUGUACAGUGCCCUUCCCAAGGAAUAUAGGUCAUUUCUGUGUUCUUUCUUGUGUAGCCUUUAAGGUCACUUGUCCCUGUCCUGCUAACUCUAGGGUUUGACAGGGCUACAUCCCAGUCUUUAUCUUAGCUUGCAUAAAGGCAUGCUUAUGUACAGUGAAAUGUGUAUUCUAAUAGCAGAAACCGAACUCACAGGAAUCGGCAUGUUCUUGUGUGAUGUA
Messenger RNA from Nannospalax galili (Upper Galilee mountains blind mole rat), 2633 nucleotides. RefSeq names its product zinc finger protein 436 (gene Znf436). The transcript has 4 exons. The coding region runs from base 161 to 1573 and encodes 470 amino acids. Gene Ontology annotation, molecular function: DNA-binding transcription factor activity, RNA polymerase II-specific; RNA polymerase II cis-regulatory region sequence-specific DNA binding. NCBI's taxonomy places the organism in Eukaryota, Metazoa, Chordata, Mammalia, Rodentia, Spalacidae. The record is from RefSeq and is a predicted model, not a curated record. Gene Ontology annotation, biological process: regulation of transcription by RNA polymerase II; central nervous system development. Gene Ontology annotation, cellular component: nucleus.